Molecule: messenger RNA, 1065 nt
Organism: Colletotrichum spaethianum
Lineage: Eukaryota; Fungi; Ascomycota; Sordariomycetes; Glomerellales; Glomerellaceae
Product: putative endo-beta-1,4-glucanase D
Exons: 4
Coding region: 1-1065 (354 amino acids)
Source: RefSeq, a predicted model, not a curated record
AUGAAGUCUUUCGCUGCUCUCGCCCUUACCGCCUCCAUGGCCAACAUGGUUGCCGGCCACGCCAUCUUCCAGCAACUCUGGGUUAACGGUCAGGACCAGGAGUCCAGCUGCGUUCGCAUGCCUGCCUCCAACUCUCCCGUCCAGGACCCUACCUCCAACGACAUGCGCUGCAACGCCAACCCCGCCGCCGCCACCUCCACCUGCGGCGUUAAGGCCGGUGACACCAUCACCGUCGAGAUGCACCAGCACAACACCCGCGCCUGCUCCGAGGAGGCCAUCGGUGGCGCUCACCACGGCCCCGCUGUCGACGACGCUGCCGCUGCCGACGGCUCCACCCCCUUCUUCAAGGUCUUCGAGUCCGGCUACUUCGCCAACAACAACACCUGGGGCAACGACCUCAUCAACGAGGGCUGCGGCAAGCAGAACUUCGUCAUCCCCUCCGACAUCGCCCCUGGUGACUACCUCCUCCGUGCCGAGACCGUCGCUCUCCACGCCGCCGGCUCCGUCGACGGCGCCCAGUACUACAUGUCUUGCUACCAGCUCAAGAUUGAGGGUACUGGCACUGCCAAGCCUGAGGGUGUUUCUUUCCCCGGUGCCUACAAGGCCACUGACCCUGAAGCAACUCUAAGAGCUGUACACGGCUACGUAUUUGAUCUCCAUCCGCGAGUUCUUGCCCCCAACAGUCUGCGCGCUAGGAGUCUUGGUGCCGGCCUUGGCAUCGGGAAACUCGCCGCCAACGGCAACAUUGAGCAGGAUCAUCUUUGGAGUCUGAGCAAGGUUCUUCCAGACGGCCUCGUCGCCGAUUUGCUGGCCGGUGAUGGUCUUGGUUGGCUUGUCGUUAAUGUACCACACAAGUUUCUCGGAUGCGAAGCCGCCACCGGCAGAGCGGUCGACCUCGCAGGCUAUCUUGGUAAACUCGCCCCGAGGAAACUCGGAGCUGGAGCUGAGACCGGUCUUCUCAUUGCAGGGACCGCCAUCAAUGACACCACAGUGAGCCGUUUGGAACACUGUACCGACGCCGUUGGAGACCUCGAGCAUAUCGAUCUCGCCGACGCUGGGCCAUGA